Messenger RNA from Schizosaccharomyces cryophilus OY26, 2212 nucleotides. RefSeq names its product pyruvate dehydrogenase e1 component beta subunit Pdb1. The record is from RefSeq and is a predicted model, not a curated record. Gene Ontology annotation, biological process: pyruvate decarboxylation to acetyl-CoA. Gene Ontology annotation, molecular function: pyruvate dehydrogenase (acetyl-transferring) activity. NCBI's taxonomy places the organism in Eukaryota, Fungi, Ascomycota, Schizosaccharomycetes, Schizosaccharomycetales, Schizosaccharomycetaceae. The transcript has a single exon. Bases 782 to 1885 code for a protein of 367 amino acids.
CGUUUAUUACUUGGUGUUUUCUUGAUUGAUGUAAAAUAACUUUCAGUAGAAACGUUGCUCGGAUUGUAUUUGGAAUUCGAGGUUUUAGCGGUAUAUGAUCAAACUUGAGAAGAUUUUGAAGAAAAGACACCAUUUCAUAUUUAAUAUUAAUCCUUUGAUUUCAUAACUGUAGCCAAAACGAAAUGUUUCCUAUCCUAUGCAAACGUUCAACUAACUACCUUAAACGUUUGCAUUGAUGAACAAAAAAAGCUGAGAUUGUGAAAAUAAACUGGCAUAUCAAACGAAUAAACAAGGAAAAUCCUUUAUAUGAAAUAUUGAGCAAUAUUUUUAGAAUGUUUCAGCUUUCUUCUCGUUUCCUUUUUGGUCUCAAUUGUCUCUAAUCACAACUAGCAUACUUCAACAUUUUCAGCUUCUUUAUAAGCUAAAAACAUCAAGUCCAGUCGGUUUGCUGACAUCCUGCUAGUUGCAGAGAGGAUGAUGUUGAAUACACACUUUUUCCUCCACCUUUUACAAACACAAUGACACUUACACCUUCGAUAAAUCCAUUUCUCCUUCAUCAAUACAUAGUAAAUCAAAGUUAAUACUCGAUAUAAUAAAAGUUCGAUAUACGAAUAUUAAAAGAAUGGAUCCUUCAUAAUAUCGAGGUAUUGUUUUUACUCCUCCUUAACCCUUGGUCGCAGACAGAUCCAAAGACUUACCAACAGCAAACCCUUCCGUAGCGAGAAACUUGUUUGUUUGUUUGUUUCUCUCUUUAAAUCUCCAUUUUUUUCCCUUAAAAAUCAUGAUGCGAAUUCAUCAAGUCCGGGCUACGAUUGGAAAGGCCUCUUCAGCAAAAUGCAUCGGAAAUGCCCUCAUGAAACGCUACUCUUCCUCAGGCUCUGGCGUUAGAGAAAUGACCGUCCGUGACGCUUUAAAUAGUGUUAUGGAAGAGGAAAUGAGACGUGAUGAACGUGUAUUCUUAAUGGGUGAAGAAGUUGGUCAAUACAAUGGUGCUUAUAAGGUUUCUCGUGGAUUGCUCGAUAAGUUUGGUCCUAAACGUGUUAUUGAUACCCCCAUUACUGAAAUGGGAUUCACCGGUUUGUCUACCGGUGCUGCAUUCGCUGGCUUGCGACCCAUCUGUGAAUUCAUGACUUUCAAUUUCUCUAUGCAAGCUAUUGACCAUAUCGUCAACUCUGCUGCUAGAACCAAUUACAUGUCUGGCGGUAUCCAAGCUUGCCCUAUUGUUUUCCGCGGUCCUAAUGGUCCUGCUUCUGCUGUAGCUGCCCAGCAUUCUCAGCACUUUGGUCCUUGGUACGGCGCUAUCCCUGGUCUAAAGGUUAUCUCUCCUUAUUCUGCAGAAGAUGCUCGUGGUAUGUUAAGAGCUGCCAUUCGCGAUCCUAACCCUGUUGUUGUUCUCGAAAACGAACUCCUUUACGGAAAGAGCUUUCCUAUUUCCGAAGAAGCUUUGAGCGAGGACUUUGUUAUUCCUUUUGGCGUCGCCAAAAUUGAGCGCCCUGGUAAAGACAUUACUCUUGUUGGUGAAUCCCUUGCCGUCACAACUGCUCUUGAAGCCGCUGACAUCUUGAAGGAGAAGCAUGGCGUUGAGGCUGAAGUCAUCAAUUUACGUAGUAUCCGCCCUAUUGAUGUUGAUACGAUCGUUGAAAGCGUCAAGAAGACAAACCGUGUUGUUACCGUAGAGCAAGCUUACAGCCAACAUGGUCUUGGUAGUGAGAUUGCUGCUCAGCUUAUGGAAUCCUCAGCCUUCGAUUAUUUGGAUGCCCCCGUUGAACGUGUGGCUAUGGCUGACGUUCCUAUGCCUUACAGUACUCCCAUUGAGGCUGCUACCGUCCCCAAUGCCGAUGUUGUUGUUGCUUCUGCCGAAAAAUCCUUAUAUUUAAAGAAGUAAAUAAAUAGUGUAGCGUUUUUCCCCCUCCUGAUUAUCUUGUGGUUACCUCCUAAACCGUUCCUUAGCUAUAUUGUAUAACUCGUCGUCACAGUAGGACGUCAAAGAAAAUCCUUUUUAAUGGUUUUACAUCUAUUUGCUGUUAUUACAAUGCUUAAUAUGUUGAUCUCAUUUUCUGGUCAAGAUGUAUCCUCGUGUCUGAUGAGAUUGCAGUGAUUUGGAGAUUUAUGGAUAUUUCCUCUUCAUUCCUUUGCUCCUUCCCUUUUUGCCCUAUUUUAUCUAUAUAGUUAAUAAAAAUCGGUAGUAUGUCUGAUAGUCUUUACUGCUAUA